This is a messenger RNA of Carcharodon carcharias (great white shark), 3381 nucleotides long. Its product is annotated as solute carrier family 2, facilitated glucose transporter member 11-like. Gene Ontology annotation, biological process: monosaccharide transmembrane transport. NCBI's taxonomy places the organism in Eukaryota, Metazoa, Chordata, Chondrichthyes, Lamniformes, Lamnidae. Gene Ontology annotation, cellular component: membrane. Bases 1575 to 3011 code for a protein of 478 amino acids. Gene Ontology annotation, molecular function: hexose transmembrane transporter activity. The record is from RefSeq and is a predicted model, not a curated record. The transcript is spliced from 13 exons.
UCUUCUCCGCCGAUGCUGCCAGACUUGCUGAGUUUUUCCAGGUAAUUCUGUUUUUGUUAUGGGCAAUAAACGCUGGCUUAACCAGUGAUGCCCACAUCCUAUGAAUGAAUAAAAAAAAAGGUUACUAUUCACUUUAUAAUGUAACACAAUGAACCUGAAAACAAUCUAUGUCCCACACACAAUGUUUUCUCAGUGUCUACAGCUCUCUCCUAGAGUGUUCAAUCUGACAGAGUGAUUACUGACUGCUGGUUACUUCCAGUUUUCGAUGGACCCGUGAUGUCAUCCAGUCACUCUCAGUGCAAGCUAAAAAUCUACAGCUGCACAAGUGCCAUCACUUGCAAUGGUGUCACCCUCACCCGUCCAUUCUUAGUGAGCAAAAUAUCACUUAUCCUUACAGCUCAAAUUAUAAAAAUAGCCAAUGUUGUGGACUUGUCAAAUUUAGGUUCGGGGAAAGUGGUUGUGCACUUGCAAGAUCUCAUCACUGAGAAUGGUGUGUGUAGGCUCCUCAAUCUUCACCAUUUACAGGGUAGUUGGCCAAGACUCCAGGAAUGCCAAAGGGAGAAAGGUAGAAAAAGAAGUAGGCCGUUCAGCCCUUUGAACCUGUUCCCUCAUAUUAUCUCACUCUAUUGGUUUGUGUGGGAAAUGCUGCGGAACACAAGCAGUUUUGUUUGUACAAUAUUUUAAGUGGUUUUGUAAAUAACUCUUACCUGUUUUAGGCCAAAUUAAGGUUUCAAUCAAUAGUCAAUCUCUAAUUAAUGGUUUAUGUUUGGGAAAAAAAGCAGCUCAUGAUUUUUACACCAAAUCUCUUGAUUUUAUAUUUCUGUCUUGAUUUGAUUUGGUGGGAUUAGCACUAUAUUUCGACAAAAUAAAUAAAAAUAAACGAAAUUGCAUGUUCUUUGUUUCCAACUUGAAUUUUCUCUAGGCAGCGCCCUCUGCUGCCCGGAGGAGCACAGAGACAGCAGACUCAGCGCCCUCUGCUGCCCGGAAGAGCGCAGAGACGGCGGGCUCAGCGCCCUCUGCUACCCAGGACUAUCCUGCGGUGGGCUCAGCGCCCUCUGCUGCCCGGAGGAGCCCAGAGACAGUGGGCUCAGCGCCCUCUGCUGUCCGGAGGAGCUCAGAGACGGCGGGCUCAGCGCCCUCUGCUGCCCCGAGGACUAUCCUGCGGCGGGCUUAGCGCCCUCUGCUGCCCGGAGGAGCCCAGAGACGGUGGGCUCAGCGCCCUCUGCUGCCCGGAGGACUAUCCUGGCGGCGGGUUCAGCGCCCUCUGCUGCCCGGAGGACUAUCCUGGGGCCGGUUCAGUGAGCUGCAUUAUGUCGGUGGGGAAUGCGGAAUCGGUUCAGGGGAUGAAGUGUGAAGUUGUGGCAAAGUGAAUUAAUUAUUCGCUGGGAAUGUCGACUCGUUUGCUGAAGGUGGUGCCGAAGCUGCAGGAUCGGCAGCAGAACGGGUAAUUCACCUCGUGCUUGAGCAAGGAAACUUGAUUUACCGCAUCUUCUCUUCUACCCUUUUCAACCUUGGUGCUGUCCUGACUCUGGAUCUGACCCUCCAUCUAACUUUCUCACUAUAAAAGUUUAUAGAUGGAACUGCUCCAGAUCAGAUGUCUCCUCCUGACUAUCUUCGCUGCCUCCAUUGGUGGCACCUUCCAAUACGGGUUUAACCUGACAAUCAUCAAUGCACCAACAACUUUCAUCCAAAACUUUAUCAAUGAGACUUGGACUGAGCGCUAUGGCAUGCAGCUAGAGGGCUGGGUCAUCACACUACUCUGGAGCUUCAUUGUGGCCGCUUUUUCUAUCGGAGGAUUAGUUGGAGCCCUUAUUACUGGACCCAUGGCCAUAAGAUUUGGAAGGAGAAAUUUGAUGCUGCUAAGCAAUGUUUUCAUAUUCGUUGGUGCUUUGAUAAUGGGGCUAAGCAGAACAGCCAAAUCCUUUGAGAUGAUUUUAAUCGGGAGAUUCUUUACUGGAAUAAAUGCAGGUGUGGGAAUGAACAUUAACCCCCUGUAUCUCGGAGAGAGUGCACCAAAGGAAAUCCGAGGCAUGGUGGCCCUGUCAUUUGCUCCAUUCACUGCAGCUGGAAUAGUGCUGGGACAGACCGUCGGAAUUAAGGAGAUUUUGGGCAGUGAAGAAUUGUGGCCUCUACUGCUGGCGUCCUGUGCAGUGCCGGCUCUAAUCCAAAUCAUCACUCUGCCAUGGUGCCCAGAGAGCCCCAGGUACCUGCUGAUUGACAGGGAAAACGAGAACUUGUGCGUGAAGGCAUUGAAGAGAUUACGUGGUGAUGUUGACCUCACCACAGAAAUGGAUGAACUGCUGGAGGAACAAACGGCGCUGAAAGGCCAAAGUGCAAAAGGACUAUGGGAUCUUUUCCAAGACCGCUCUGUCCGGUGGCAGUUGAUCAUCACCUUGGUGCUGGGCAGCGCAAUACAGUUGUGUGGGAAUGACAUUGUAUAUUUCUACGCUGUGUAUGUGUUUCGUGCUGCAGGAAUUCCCAAUGAAAAGAUCCAGUAUGUUACAAUUGGAACUGGGUGCUGUGAGUUCAUCACUGCAGUAACAAGUAACCUGUUUAUUGACCGGAUUGGGCGCAGAGUGCUACUUAUGGGAGGUUACAGUUUGAUGGUUGGUUUUGGAAUAUUGUUCACCAUCUCAUUGACUCUCCAGAUCAAGAUCAGCUGGAUGCCAUACAUGAGCAUGAUUUGUAUCUUUGCAUCCAUCUUAAGCUUUGGAAUUGGACCAGCUGGAGUAACUGGGGUCAUACCGAUGGAGAUCUUUGACCAAACUGCACGGCCAGCAGCCUACAUGAUCAAUGGCUCUCUGCUCUGGAUAAACCUUAUUGUUGUAGGAAUGACUUUCCCAUUCAUUAUUGAGGGAUUGGGCAGUUUCUGUUACGUGCCAUUCAUUUGCCUGAGCUUGGUCGCAGCUUUAUUCAUUGGAAUCUUCCUGCCAGAAACAAAGGGGAAGUCCUUUUUGGAAAUUUCCAAGGAGUUUCACAAACGUAAUUUCAAUGGGAUCAGCGAGUUGUGACUUGUGAAAAUAUUGUAAUUACUAGUGCAUAUAUCUGUAUGGUUGUGGUUGCAUGACUUCAUUUGUAGAGUCUGGCUGGCUGAUGGCUAGUCUAGCUUUCCUAUUAUCUGUUUCACUGGAUUGAGAGCUCGUGGCAGAUGAAGGUUUAUAUUGCAUGUUCAUGCAAAUACCCAAUCUCUAUUUCCUUUCCAAUGUCCUUUAUCAUGCAAUUUUGAAGAAAGGAUAGUGAGAGACAAUAUAGCCUUAAUAGCACAAUUCUAAAUAGUAUAGAGGGACAGAGGGACCUGGGGGUUGAUGUACAUAAAUCUUUGAAGUUGGCAGGACAUAUUGAGAGAGUAGUUAGCAAAACAUAUAGGAUCUUGGGCUUCAU